AUGGCGAUAGAUGAGAACGACAUGUACCCGACCGAUGCCCUCGUUUCGAAGCAUGCGCGGAAACAUUACCGCAUCCCCGUGCGCUCACAACAUUGGCAGUUACGGUCUCUCGUUAGCGCCGAGAAGCAGGACAUUGUCUAUUUUCCAGGUGGCAACGGCAGUAACCAUGUCCAACGGCUGAACACAACAACCCGAGAAUGCGAAACUAUCAAACUUCUCACUUUUGCGCCUCGAUGCCUCGUCGCCGAGAAAGGAUGGCUAUGCUGUGGGAGCGAGAGUGGCGAUUUUGUGGCAAUUCGACUUGAUGAAGGAAACGAUGAUGGCCAUGGAAUCCUAUCAGAACUCGAUCCGGACACUCGACUUAGCCUGGGACUCGACUCGUCCCGUGAUGACCCUAUACUCUCUCUUCUCAACCGCGCGAGACGGAACAACAAAACCCUGAUCGCGAAAAGUAUGAAGUUAGCCAAGGACCGGGUAAACUGCAUUACACUUUGGUUCCCGCCAACAAGGAUGCCAGCGCACGAUAGGGCGUAUAAGGAACCUGUGGCGGUAUUGGCUAACAACGACCGUACUGUUACACUGGUGAGCCUCAACGAUUUUGACCAGAAGGAGAAAACAGAGGCAUUGGAUAUCAUCACCUACCCAGACUUCGUGAACCGCGCACUCAUCUCUCCAGACGGCCGGCUUCUGAUCGCCAUUCUCGACGACCCAUAUCUGUAUGUCCAUGAGAGAGUUAGGAGCGUCGCAGAAUCUCCAGCGACGAGAUCAAGUGAAAGUCAUACAUACCAAUGGGAACAGACACAGAGAAUACUUCUCAAGAGCCAAAAGAAAGACGACAGAACAGAUAGUCGAGGAAGUUUCGCCGCCUGUUUCUCUGAAUCGGGAGCAUAUCUCGCUGUUGGGACCCAACAUGGCACCAUCUCCAUCUUUAAUGCUGCACUUCUCGCAAAUCCUAAUGCCGACCCCCUUAUUACAACUUUUCCAUCUUCACGUCCACACAGUGGCCCCGGUGCUAUUCGAGAUAUGGCCUUCUGCCCCGGACCAUUCGGAAUGCUUGCCUGGACAGAGGACAGAGGCAAUGUUGGCAUUGCUGAUAUGAGGAGCAAUUUUUAUGUUCGUCAAAUUGUAAACAUUGAAGAACCGGUCUUUGAGCACAUCAACAUCCCAGACCGAAACACCAUUGAUCCCCGACUUUUGGAUAGCCGCCGCGAGAGAAGGGAUGCUGCCCUCGGAUCAGGCGCCACAGAGACUGGGAGACGCCGAGAUGUGAUUGACACUCUUAAUACUCCUUUGACUUCCAACGAGACACUUGUACUUGAGGCUAUGCAGCUUGGUAGGCGUAGUCGUGAAAGGGCUGCUCAAAGAGUGGCGGCGGCAGCGGCGGCGGACGAGAGGGCUACAGGUGGUCCGACUAACUUUUGGGCGGCCAGGUCAGCCCGUCGAACUAUUGGCAACGAUGACAGUGAGCGGCCUAUGGCUCGAAGGAGCAGUAGUAUUGGUCGUGCCAUGGGAGAGCUGCUGGGCAGCAAUUACAACAGACGCCCAGUGACAAGAACUCCACGCGAAGCCUCCGACACCCCGGAAAUUGGAAGAAGGCCAGAUCGGUUGAUGGAGAGCCUCGGUGAAACAGUGGCCAUGCUUCGGGAACAACGGCAGCGCCAAGAUUCAUCCUACCUCACAGUGCUUGAGAUUCUCCAGGCACGAGAGCGAGGCGACGACCGCGACCUCGACGAUACAACAAUCAUAGUGCCGCUUAUCAACCAGGCGGUGAAUCCGGUGAAUCGAUGGGAGGAUGACCACGGUGUCUUCGAAGUCCCGCCUUCGCCGGACAAUACUGCCGGGUUGGCGUGGAGCGAAGAUGGUCGUACACUCUUUGUUGGUGCACAGAACGGCAUUUACGAGCUCCACGUGGACACUCAGAGCAGGAAGUUCUUCCCGAGCGUUUCGAUGAGGUAA
Molecule: messenger RNA, 1956 nt
Organism: Fusarium fujikuroi IMI 58289
Lineage: Eukaryota; Fungi; Ascomycota; Sordariomycetes; Hypocreales; Nectriaceae
Exons: 4
Coding region: 1-1956 (651 amino acids)
Molecular function (GO): protein binding
Source: RefSeq, a predicted model, not a curated record